This is a messenger RNA of Trichomonas vaginalis G3, 1311 nucleotides long. Its product is annotated as CAAX prenyl protease 1 family. The transcript has a single exon. Lineage: Eukaryota; Parabasalia; Trichomonadida; Trichomonadidae. Gene Ontology annotation, cellular component: endoplasmic reticulum membrane. Gene Ontology annotation, biological process: CAAX-box protein processing. Gene Ontology annotation, molecular function: metalloendopeptidase activity. The record is from RefSeq and is a predicted model, not a curated record. The coding region runs from base 1 to 1311 and encodes 436 amino acids.
AUGAAAGCGAAAAAUCCUUUCAUAAUUCUUCUUAUUUGCACCAUAGGCAUUUUGAACAUUAUCACUUAUGGAUCAGAAUUAGUAAAACUUAACAGCCAAUACAAAAUAGCCCUCUUAAACGCCCAAGAUAUUCAAGCAUUUAAUUACCCCAAAGAAACGACAAUUGUUCAACUCGCGCAACACCUUACAUGUGUAUUUUAUUAUUACGCCCUCUAUUCAUUCCAUAGAUCGCAAUUAAAAUUCAUACGAAAUGACUAUCAACUAGUAUUAUAUAUAAUAGCAUCGCGAUGGCUCAUUACAUCGUUUCCUUUCUCACUUUGGCAGAUAUUUUAUAUUGAUAGUCAGCACGGUUUCAAUAAAAAACCAUUAACUUUAUUUUUAUGCGAAGAUCUUCUUUUGCAGUUAAUUAUCUUGAUUGUUGGCAUCUUCCUCGUCUACUUCUUCAAUUUUGUUGCCAAAACGAUAGCAAAUAUCAAUGACGAUACACUUGUUUUGAAACAGGAUCAAUCUGAAGACACAUCAUCAUUUUUACAGUAUACAUCUUCAUCAAACCAAAUGGAUGAAGAGACAAAACAUAGAAAAACUUCUAUCCACGAGAUUUUUAAUCUAUAUUUCAUAAUUGUUGGCUGUGCAGCCUUUCUGAUAUCAUUUUUCAUCCAAUCUAUAUGGAAGAGAAGCGAUGUCAUACAGCCAAAUGCAAAAUUAUCAAAAGCAUUUUCAGAAUUAUUUUUUGUUCAUAGAUUACUAUUCAAUAACCCAAUAGUUUACGCAGAAUCAUCCUUCAGUACGAAACUUGCUAUUGGAUUCCAAGGAUUAUUAUCUCAAAAUGUUGUAAUCUCAGAUAAUUUAGUAAAUUCCCUUAAUAAUGGCCAAUUAUGCUCUAUUUUAGCUAUAUAUCAAUACAGAGCCAACAGCCAAGAGGGUGUACUUAAGCUGAUUACUUACAUUUUCGAGUUAAUGUUUAUUCCUGUAAGUGCUCAUUAUAUUGUAUCCAGGAACAUCAAGAAAAACCUCAGACUUAAGAAUAUGUUACUUGCUGUCGUUCCUAUUCUUGUUGUUCACAUGUUUAUUGUCGAUUUCUUCUUCUCAAAGCUCAGAUUAGUUCUUGGACAGAAAAUGUUCUUGAAUGGCGUCGAAUUCGCUUCUGAUUUGAAUCUGCCAAUUGCUGACGCUCUUGUUAGAUUGUUUGUGUUGAAUCACGACACAAUCAACCAUUCUUUCUUGUAUUCUCUGUUCCAAAUGGAAACUCCGACAUUAGAGAACGCUCUGAUUAAUGUCGCCUGGGCUAAGACAAAGUUUAUUGGAUUAUAA